AUGUUCUACAUCCCAUCAGCGCGGCGGUUCAUCUUACCAGCACUCGUCGUGCUGAUCGUGCUCAUACUUACCCACCUCUUCAUCCAAUACGAGCACCAGCCAUCCUGGUCCCGGACGAACCUGUGGCAAGCUGCGUUGCAGAGAUAUGUCACCCGCGGAGUGCACAUUCUACCAGGUCGGAACCAGACGCGGUCUGAAGAUGUCUUUGGCGCUUACGACUAUAGUGGCGGCCAUAUUCAACCCGACUCUGAGCAAGCCUUGUGGGCCGCCGUCUACAACGAAUUGACUUUUUCAGAUGUAUCGUUGGCGCAGCAGACCCUAUCCCAAACCCAUCACCAGGAGCAAGAAGUCUUCUUCCCAGCCGCGCAUCCUCGGCUAAAACCCUUCCUCACCUGUGAUUCGAAUGCCGUUAAUACAUAUACCUCACAUCUGCGUCUUUCUGCUAAAAUCCACAACAUCAACUUGACACUUGCGUUGUCGUCGACAUCCCAUGAUCCAAACAGUCGCUUUUUCAACCCAGCCAUCAUCCCACUGCCUCACUGGUCUACGUCCGGUGGCACCACGGCUAGCGCGAAGUACGUGCUCGUCUCUCGCCUUGUCACCACCGGCUUCCAUCAGGAGUCACACAUCUGCCUCGCGGACAUCUGUCUACCCGAUCACCACCUCAACCAGAGAUCUCCUGCAGCUUCGACAUCAAACACUUCGAGUCCCAAGCCGGCCAGCAAGAUCCUCCCACCCGACACAAGACCAUGCACCGCGCAAGACAGCUCAAUACUCGGCGCCCACGGCGGCAUGCGCUGCAUCACGGAGCCUGUCAAGAUCAACAUCCCGUCCACACCGGCCGAGCACUGCGAUGCAGCGUGGCUCGCGUUCCCAGAUAUUCCUGGGUUCCACGACCCACGGGUUUUUUGGAGUGGGAAAGGCGAGCCGUUGAUCCUCGUCAACAGCGCUAGUCGCUACGGCUGUGUGGGGUUAUGGGUCGUGGAUCUGAGACGCGUGUUUCCUGAUCUGGCUGCUGUGUUGAAGCCUCGGCGGCAGGGCCGGGGAGGACGAGAUGGCGAUCAUCAUCGCGCAGGUCAGAAUUUGCAUGAUGGGGUCAGUGGUAGCGCAGGUACAAUGUUGAUGAGUUAUCCUCAUCUCACGGAGAUCACGCGCAAUCCAAGAUCGAGUCGUGCGCUUGUCGAGAAGAAUUGGGUCAUGUGGUUUCCGAAUCAUGAGGAGGCUUACGUCCAAUACGACAUGAUGGGCAGCAAUACCCCACGUGAAGAAAUCAGCAUGAAUCAGACUUUGGGCAAGCGAACAUGGGCACAAACUCAUAAUGAUACAAUCAUCGAACCCAAUGCUGAUGGAAAGGGAAAGCAUCGAGGAGGCCGCACAUUCGCCAAACUUACAGGCAACGGCUUCACGACGCGCAACCUGACGUCUCCGCACGAACAGGCCUGCUUCACCGACGCCCACGGACGCGACAAGCUCGGAAACCGGGGCCACUGGCACCAAGGCUCGAACGCACUGCGGCUACUGCUGUGCACGCGCGCCGAGGCUCGUAGGGGCCAGUGCGACGAGGAAGACGCGGUCGACGACGGCAGAUCGCUGCAUUUCGCGGUCGUGCACCGCAAGUUCAGCAAUGCUAUUGAUCUGCCGUUGCGGUACGAGCGCUACAUGCUGCUCUGGGAGAGCAGGAAGCCGUUCAAAAUGCUCGGCGUGAGUCGCUUCCCGCUGUUGAUGCGUGAGGAGUGGGCGCGCCCGUGGUCCGUGGCGGAGAACUGGCCUGCUGCUGCUCCUGAGCGGACAUUGCAUAAUGAGAAUGAGAAGAAGUGGGGCAAUUGGACGCUGCAGGAUGAUGUUGGGAGGAAAGUCCGAUCGGAAGGUCGUGGACCCGGACACGGAGCAGGGUCUGGGAGUGGUGCUGAAGAGACCGAUGGCCGCAGAACUGAUUAUUUGUCCGAUGGCGACAAUAAUCAAGCAAGUUAUUUCACGUACACGCCUAGUCUCACGUGGGCGUGGAAACCACAGUCGGCGGGUUUGGGUGAAGAUGAUGAAGACGACGUCGAGUACAUGUCGCGUCUGGGCAUGGGAUAUCUGGGUGACGAAGUCAUUGUGGGCAUCGGGAUGGACGAUGUACAACAGGGAUUCGCCAAAGUCAAGGUCGAGGAUUUGCUACAGUGCCUGAGGCUUUGUCCUGGGGUGGAGAUCGCUGAGGAAGGAAAAAUUUAA
This is a messenger RNA of Exophiala bonariae, 2214 nucleotides long. RefSeq lists its product as uncharacterized. The record is from RefSeq and is a predicted model, not a curated record. NCBI's taxonomy places the organism in Eukaryota, Fungi, Ascomycota, Eurotiomycetes, Chaetothyriales, Herpotrichiellaceae. The coding region runs from base 1 to 2214 and encodes 737 amino acids. The transcript has a single exon.